This is a messenger RNA of Haplochromis burtoni (Burton's mouthbrooder), 1197 nucleotides long. RefSeq lists its product as uncharacterized. Lineage: Eukaryota; Metazoa; Chordata; Actinopteri; Cichliformes; Cichlidae. The transcript has 6 exons. The record is from RefSeq and is a predicted model, not a curated record. Bases 43 to 762 code for a protein of 239 amino acids.
GUGAUCUCCUGCAGUUUAUUCUCCUACUGAAUUAACUUCAGAAUGAACAUCCACUGUCUACUCUUCUACUGGUCCUUCUUCUUCUCAGCGCUGUGUAGCUGUGGGCUCAUCAGUGCAAAAACAAUCAUCCACACAGAAGGAGACAGUAUCACAGUGGAGUGCUCCUUCUCCUUAUCUGGAAGAAAAAAGUUUCUCUGUAAGGACAAAUGCGAAGAAGGAGACGUUCUCAUUGAAACUGAAGGCGACACAGCUCAAAGGGGCCGAUAUAGCAUCCAGUAUGAAGAGGGAUCCUUUCCAGUAUCGUCUACAGUUCUGUAUGUGAGCUUCACAGAGCUCACAAAGUCCGACUCUGGACGAUACUCGUGUGGUUUGGAACGGCCUCUCUUACCAGACUCAUAUCAGGAGUUUGAAGUCAGAGUUAUAGAUGCCUUGAAGACUUUCCCUGAGACACUGAGGCAGCUUGAACAGCAGCAGACUGACGAAACCGCUCAGGCUCUUAGUUUCAAAGCUCAUGUCCUGCCUCUGGUCACAUGUGUCACUGUGCUGUUUGCUGCUGUUGUGUUGCUCUUCUACAAAUGGAUCAGAAUAAGGGAGACUGAUGGUUUGACCACCAGGAGGCAGUCAGACACAAAGAACAACACAAGCAGAAACCUGGAGUUUUCCACAUGCAGGAAGUGCUCUCCAGUCUCUGGAUGUGCAGACUUCACCCCCCCAGUGGAUGAAACCUGCAGCAGUCAUAAUAAAAUCUACUGUAACCUCUGAACCUUUGUUUCACCUUCUCACCAUCAGAACUAAUGCAACUAAAACGAUCUAAUCACUCACCAAACAAUUUAUUAGGAACAUCUUGCUUUUACCAGGUUGGGGCCACUUGUCCCAUGCUGGAAGCACCUGCCGUGUGGUCAUAAGGUGUUGUACAUGUUUAGCAACAAUACUCAUGACGGCUGUGCCACUUAAACAAUGCACAGUUGGCACUAAAGCCCCUUUUCCAUUAGUGCCUAUUCGACUCGCCACAACUCUACUUGUAUGUGUGCGCUUGUCGUCAAACGCAUCUCUUAUGACUCGAGUGAUGCUCUUAAAGGAAGCAGCUAAAAGAAAGGGAACAUUAAGAUCAGAAAAACAUCUUGAAUCCCCAAAAGACUGUUUAUAUGUGAUAUAGUGUUUGUUCAGUUUGCUUAUAAAUGUUAUAAUUGUGCCAAA